CAGUACCCAGCCGCUACAACGACGUCACUUCUGUUUUCCAUUGUCCACGCUUGCUGCCGAAGGAAACCUGCCUCCGUUUAAUGUAGAAAUACGAACAAACAGUUCAAAUGGACCGUGGUUUAAAGCGCCGUCAGGUGAAACCGCUGGCUGCUUCUCUUCUCGAUGCCUUGGAUUAUAACAGCUCAGACGACAGUGACUUUGAAGUUGGAGAUGCCUCAGGAUCGGAUGGAACCGGCAACGGCAGUGAUGAGGAAGGUUCGAAACCAAGUGCUGCAGGUUCCGAAAGUGAAUCAGACAAUGUAGGGUCUAUAGAUAACGGUACGGAUGAAGAAGAGCCCAAAGAUCUGACCACUGAGGACAACCUGGCUGAAGAUGAAGAGAAGUCAAAACAGCAAAGCUCUUCAGAUGCCUCAGCGAAAGACACCCCCGCUGUCAGCCCACCCAAAAGCAGACGAAAGAGCAAGAAGGUUUUGGAGCUUGAGUCCAGCGCAGAGGGUGGUAGUGCCUCGACCUUGACGUCUGGGCCCGGAAGCGAUAAUACUGAUGAAACUGAGCCCAAAAAAUGGAACUUUCGCCGGAACCGUCCACAGCUUGACUUUACAACCAUGGAGGAGCUGAAUGAAAUGGAUGACUACGACAGCGAGGACGACAAUGACUGGAGACCCGCAGCGGGGAAGAAGAAAAGCAAGGCUGCCACCCAGAAAGGAGGCGGCACAGAGGAUGGUGACGGCGCCACCGCAGAUGAUAAUGACGGUGAUGACGACGACGAUGAUGACGACGACGACAAGGACGAUAAUGACGACGACGACGACGAUGACGACGAGGAUGCAGAUGAUGACGGCGAGGAUGAGGACGAUAAGGAAGAUGAUGACGAAAACAACAGUAGCAGUGAGAGUGACAAGGAGGCGAAGAAACCCAAGAAAAAGGCUAAGAGUACCAAUGCGUUUGACGAAGAAUUAACAAAUGACAGCAUGUCCCAGGGAAAAGGAAAUGAGCAGGAUGCCUUGUUAGAUCGGUCCCAAACCUGGAGCGCUCAGCAAAUCCUCAUCUGCUCAGUUUGCCUGGGAGACAACAGCGAAGAUGCAGAUGAGAUCAUUCAAUGUGACAAUUGUGGUGUUACUGUGCACGAAGGGUGUUAUGGCGUUGAUGGGGAGAGUGACUCCAUAAUGAGCUCAGCAUCAGAGAACUCAACAGAACCUUGGUUUUGUGACGCCUGUAAGAAUGGAGUGAUGCCAAGCUGCGAGCUUUGCCCCAACCAGGAUGGUAUCUUCAAAGAGACAGAUGCCGGGAGAUGGGUGCAUGUGGUAUGCGCACUAUACGUUCCCGGGGUUGCGUUUGGAGACAUCGAUAAACUACGACCGGUGACUCUCACAGAGAUGAAUUAUUCAAAAUAUGGGGCCAAGGAAUGCAGUUUCUGCGAAGAUAACCGCUUUGCCAGGACUGGUGUGUGCAUCAGCUGUGAUGCAGGAAUGUGUCGGUCCUACUUCCAUGUCACGUGCGCACAGAAAGAGGGGCUCCUGUCAGAAGCUGCUGCAGAAGAGGAUAUUGCAGAUCCAUUUUUUGCCUACUGCAAGCAGCAUGCAGAUCGCUUUGAUAGGAAGUGGAAAAGAAAAAACUACUUGGCCUUGCAGUCUUACUGUAAGGUGUCUCUGCUUGAGAGAGAGAAACAGCUCACUCCUGAAGCUCAGGCCCGAAUCACAACCCGCCUGCAACAAUACCGCACAAAAGCAGAGUUGUCCAGGAACACCCGACCUCAAGCGUGGGUGCCAAGGGAGAAGCUGCCGCGACCUCUGACCUCUAGUGCCUCAGCCAUCAGGAAGUUAAUGAGAAAGGCAGAGCUAAUGGGGAUCAGCACAGACAUUUUCCCGGUGGACACAUCUGACACCAAUGCGAGCAUGGAUGGUCGGCGGAAACACAAGCAGCCCGCGCUCACCGCGGACUUUGUCAAUUACUACUUAGAGCGUAAUAUGCGAAUGAUCCAGAUCCAGGACAACAUCUCUGAACAGAAGAGCUUAAAAGACAAGCUGGAGAAUGAGCAAGACAAACUGCACGUGGAGUACAACAAGCUCUGCGAAUCUCUGGAGGAGCUGCUAAAUGUCAAUGGAGAUCUGCGAAGUGAAGGCCAUGCUAUGUGGACUCUACUUGGGGACAUCCUUGGCCAGAAACUAAACACUCCAGCUGUUCUAAAAGCCCCCAAAGAGAGGAAGUCGAGCAAAAAAGAGGGGGGAACUCAAGGGAAGCCAUCCAGCCUGCCAGCAAUUCUCUACAGCUGUGGCAUCUGUAAGAAGAACCAAGACCAACAUUUGCUCGUGCUGUGUGACACCUGCAAACUCUACUAUCAUUUGGGUUGUCUGGAACCACCACUGACACGCAUGCCCAAGAAGACCAAGAACAGCUACUGGCAAUGCUCAGAGUGUGACCAGGCGAGCAGCGAUGAAGCUGACAUUGCUAUGGAGACACUACCUGACGGUACCAAGAGGUCCAGGAGGCAGAUCAAAGGACCGAUCAAGUUCAUCCCGCAAGAGAUGUCGCCAGAGCCCAAAAAACCUCAAGUUAGAGGCACGAGAACCAGAGGGCAGAAGAGAAAGAAUAUCCCUUUCUGUGACGACAGAGAAGACAAGAUUGAGGAUUCACUCCCCAGGGAGCGCAGACAGCGGCAGUCUGCCGUGCUCAAAAAAAACAAAGCAGACGACACGAGGACCGAGUGUACAACCUGUAAAGGACCGGGUGACAAUGAAAAUCUUGUGAGGUGUGAUGAGUGUCAGCUCUGCUACCAUUUUGGGUGUCUGGACCCUCCACUGAAGAAAUCCCCCAAGCAGGCGGGAUACGGUUGGAUCUGCCAAGAAUGUGACAUAUCGUCUUCUCAGGAGGAAGAAGGGGAGCGGCUGGAGGACGAGUGCUCCGUGAAAGAGGAGAUAUGCGAGCAAGAAAUUCCCAUCUGAAGAUAAACCCAAAUGGACACGACACCACUGAAUGAAUUUCCAUGUUCAUCAUUUGUUUGCUAGUUACCAAGCACAGCAUCUUUUAACUACCCCACCAAAGUUUGUAGACCCGAACAGUAUCACUCAACAGUAUUAGCAUUACCCCAGAAGAGUUUCUGAAUUUUCUAAAUAGCUUUAUAUAAGAGGACAUGAAGGCUUCUUCAUCUUAGGCUACUCUAAGGAUUGAAGUGCCAGAAGUCUCAUGAACAAGCUUCUGUGUCUGUAAUGCAAUCUAUUUUCAUAUGCUAAAGAUGUUCCUUUGUCACAACUACACCGGCGACAGUAUACAGUAUCUGCCUUAUUGAUAAAUUGUUCCAGAGCGAUGUGUCACUUUUCCCCAU
Molecule: messenger RNA, 3322 nt
Organism: Hippocampus comes (tiger tail seahorse)
Lineage: Eukaryota; Metazoa; Chordata; Actinopteri; Syngnathiformes; Syngnathidae
Gene: phf14
Product: PHD finger protein 14
Exons: 18
Coding region: 108-2942 (944 amino acids)
Biological process (GO): regulation of transcription by RNA polymerase II
Source: RefSeq, a predicted model, not a curated record